AUGCCCGUUCGACACAUUUGUUUGAGCAAAUAUUUGAAAACUGCUGUGGAUGGUCUCCGUUCGUGCAAACCAAUCCGAAUUAAUCGGAUCCGGGCGCAUACGCUGGAUUUCGCCGUAACUCAGUUUUUCGCUUAUGUGAAAUUGUAUAAAAAAAGGACGGGUCCGGCGAUUUGUCGUAUGAACGGAUUGUUGUGCUACUGGAAAAAGUCGUGGGAUAUUCGCGCAGGCUGUAAUAAUAUUGGACGUAGGAUGAGCAGCGGCAAUAUUCCGUUGGAAGGUCGUACACGAUUGCCUGGCAAAGUACAAGACUGCAUUCAGGAUUGUGGAUUAAUUGUUGCGCACAUACAGUCGGCGUCACAUUCAAACGAAGUUGGUUCUUGCUAA
Gongylonema pulchrum is the source of this 384-nucleotide messenger RNA. The record is from the annotation of a GenBank genome assembly. NCBI's taxonomy places the organism in Eukaryota, Metazoa, Nematoda, Chromadorea, Rhabditida, Gongylonematidae.